UUAUCUAUUUUGUUUUCUUACACAUGUGCUUCUGUAACCCACUAACUUCUCAAAAAAUAUCUCAAUUCACCAAACCAUUCUCCAAGUUCAUAUAAGGGUGUUUCGCUGUACAACAAUCAAAUCCACAGACGAAGAAAAAAAGAAAUUAAAAAAACAACAGAUAUUCCAUUGAGUUCUUGAAUACUUUUUAUUUGGUGCUUUUACAAUUUGGGAAAGGAAAUGGAGCCAAAGUUCCAUGCAUUUAUGUUCCCAUGGUUUGCUUUUGGUCAUAUGAUUCCUUUUCUACAUCUUGCAAACAAACUAGCUGAGAAAGGUCACCGGGUUACUUUCUUGCUCCCUAAGAAAGCUCAAAAACAGUUGGAACAUCACAAUCUGUUCCCAGACAGUAUUGUUUUUCACCCUCUCACAGUCCCUCAUGUCAAUGGCCUCCCUGCUGGUGCCGAGACAACCUCGGAUAUCUCAAUCUCGAUGGACAACUUCUUGUCCGAAGCCAUGGAUCUCACUCGCGAUCAGGUUGAAGCUGCCGUUCAUGCUUCGAGACCAGACUUGAUCUUCUUCGAUUUUGCUCACUGGAUUCCAGAAGUGGCUAAAGAGCAUAUGAUCAAGAGUGUGAGCUACAUCAUAAUAUCUGCUACAGCUAUAGCUCAUUUACGUGAGCCUGAUACUCCAUUAGGUGUUCCCCCACCGGGUUAUCCUUCAACGAAGGUGUUGUGCCGUGAAAACGAUGCUCAUGCCUUUAUAACCAUGCCGUUCUUUUACGAGAGACUUUAUCAUCAGAUCACUACAGGUUUUAAGAAAUGUGAUGUCAUCGCACUGAGGACAUGCAGAGAAAUGGAAGGUAAAUUUUGCGACUAUGUAUCGCAUCAAUACCAUAAGAAUGUUCUUUUGACUGGUCCAAUGCUCCCUGAGCCAGACACAAGUAAACCACUAGAAGAACAACAUUGGAACCAUUUUCUGAGCGGAUUCCCACCGGGGUCUGUAAUUUUUUGUGCACUUGGCACCCAAAUUGUUCUUGAGAAGGAUCAAUUUCAAGAACUCUGCUUAGGGAUGGAGCUGACAGGUUUACCCUUUCUUUUAGCGGUAAAGCCACCAAGAGGAUCAUCAACGGUCCAAGAAGGUUUACCAGAAGGGUUCGAGGAGCGGGUUAAGGGGCGUGGUGUGGUUUGGGGAGGAUGGGUGCAGCAACCUUUGAUAUUGUCUCAUCCAUCGGUAGGCUGCUUUGUGAACCAUUGUGGUCCUGGAACAAUAUGGGAGUGUCUCCUGAGUGAUUGCCAAAUGGUUUUAAUUCCAUUUUUCGGUGAUCAAGUUCUCUUCACAAGAUUGUUGACCGAGGAAUUCGAGGUUUCUGUAGAAGUUUCGAGGGAAAAAACCGGAUGGUUUUCAAAGGAGAGCUUAAGAGAUGCGGUCAAGUCUGUGAUGGAUAAAGACAGUGACCUCGGGGAGCUAGUGAGGAGUAACCACGCCAAAUUGAAGGAGAUUCUUAUUAGUCCUGGACUAUUUGCUGGUUACGUGGAUAACUUUGUUGAGGCAUUGACUGAUUUGAUCAAUGUGAAAAAACAUGAUUAGAUGUAUAAUUGUAUGUGUUUAUUAUGAUGAAGGUUGGUUAUGAUACUAAAUCAAUAAUUUUAAAACUAUAAUACAUUUGAAAGCAAUUUUAGUUA
This is a messenger RNA of Camelina sativa (false flax), 1661 nucleotides long. Lineage: Eukaryota; Viridiplantae; Streptophyta; Magnoliopsida; Brassicales; Brassicaceae. The record is from RefSeq and is a predicted model, not a curated record.